Populus trichocarpa (black cottonwood) is the source of this 698-nucleotide messenger RNA. RefSeq lists its product as uncharacterized. The record is from RefSeq and is a predicted model, not a curated record. Lineage: Eukaryota; Viridiplantae; Streptophyta; Magnoliopsida; Malpighiales; Salicaceae. The transcript is spliced from 3 exons. Gene Ontology annotation, cellular component: mitochondrion. The coding region runs from base 132 to 413 and encodes 93 amino acids.
ACUCAGAAGCAAGGCAGCGCCACCACAUCCAUUUUGAGCACAAAACUGACUCACUGAGUUCGAUCUCUUGCACAACCACAGACUCUAAAAAAAUCCCAAUCCAACGUCGUUGAGUAGCUUGAGCUAUCGAAAUGGGAUACAUACAGGAAGCACGUGAGAAUCAUGUGAAGAAGAAAGUAGAAGAAGCUUUGAGAAGCAAAAUGAAGCAGAAGGCACUAAAACAAUGUGAGGAACUCGCAUCCAAAUAUGCGCAAUGUGCAACUGGAAGAACAAUGUCUGUUGUGUGGCAGUGUAGAAAACAGGCUAAAGAAUUAAAUGAAUGCCUUCAUCAAUUCACAAAUGAUGCUGUCUUGGAAGAGAUGAAGCGAGAAUACACGCUUCAACAAGAUGUCAAGGGUCCUUUGAGAGCCUAACUGAUUCCCGGUGAUGAACCCAAAACCAAAUGAGCAUUUGAAAGUGAAAAAUUUCUAGCAACAACUUUAUAUAUCGGAUAAUGUUUUCAUGAAGCAGUUGGUUUGAACUUUGAACCUUGUCAAUAACAUAUAUUUAAUCAAACCUUUAAGCUAUAAUUGGUCUUGUAUGAUGUACGUACAUGGGAUUGAAGUCAGCAUGAGCUAGCUAGGUUUUGAUAUUGUUGUCACUAAUACAUACAAUGUACGUUUCAGUGCAAGAUAAUCUUUAGCAUUUAUGGAUGACUA